Pedinophyceae sp. YPF-701 is the source of this 555-nucleotide messenger RNA. The record is from the annotation of a GenBank genome assembly. Lineage: Eukaryota; Viridiplantae; Chlorophyta; Pedinophyceae.
AUGCCCCACGUCGCGGCAUCCGCGGCCCGCUUGGCGGCGCCCCCCGCGGCCAGCAAGCACGCUCGCUCGCCGCAGCUCCCCGCUCGCGCCUCGGGCGCCCCCGGCGGUGCGUCCGCGCUCUCCCGCCGGCAAGCGGGCGCCGCCGUCGUCGGUUCGAUCUUCCUCUUCGCGCUGGACCGGCCCCAGGCUGCGCAGGCCAGCCAGACGGGCAAGCUCGGGGUGGACACGGAGCUGGCGCCCGUCGACGACGAGUACGGCCGCGCCACGCUGGAGCUGGGCGAGCUCAUGAGGUUCUACCUUACCACGACCGACCUGUACGACCCCAAGCGGUUCGAGGCGUACAAGAACAUGAAGCCCGCGAUCAAGACGUGGACGUCCAAGUACGCCCCGGGCGGCAGCACGCGCCGGGAGAGCCAGCGCAAGAUGUACAUCCUUGGCGACGCCUUCCUCGGCCAGUUCAACAGCAACGGCGUCGCGCCGUUCCCGCGCAAGAAGGCGGAGCAGAUGCUGAACGACCUGCAGACGAUCGAGACGAUGAUUGCUGCGGGGCAGUGA